Messenger RNA from Parasteatoda tepidariorum (common house spider), 8227 nucleotides. RefSeq names its product serine/threonine-protein kinase N (gene Pkn). Gene Ontology annotation, molecular function: protein serine/threonine kinase activity; small GTPase binding; ATP binding. NCBI's taxonomy places the organism in Eukaryota, Metazoa, Arthropoda, Arachnida, Araneae, Theridiidae. The record is from RefSeq and is a predicted model, not a curated record. Gene Ontology annotation, biological process: protein phosphorylation; signal transduction.
UUAUGUUAACUAUACGUAACUAAGCGCAGUUAACAGUUUUAGCUUUUUAAUAAGGGAGUGAAAUUGAACUAUCUUAUUUAUGCUAAUUAGUUAAAAUAUUUGAUUAAGUAUUGUAACAAGUCAACUUCCGCAGUAGUAGUCAGUGCUUAUCAUUUAAACUAUUUUCGGCUAUGAAUCGUAGUCAGUCUUCUCAUUGUGAACUUGCACUGAAAUAUGGACUUCAGCACAAUGUUUCUGAUGCAAGUUUGCCUCCUAAAUUGGAAGACAUUAAAAAGCAGCUCAAAGAAGAAAUACGUAAAGAAUUAAAGAUAAAAGAGGGUGCCGAAAACUUAAAGAAAGCGACAACAGAUAAAAAAGCUCUAUCAAAUGUUAAUACUAUUGUUAAAGAGGCUAACAACAAACUGCAUGAACUGCAACAAGAAUUGCAAGAGAUUCAAGCCUACAUGUUGAUUUUCCAAGGCCAAAGUCCAGAUAUAAAUUUUUCUGAGAGUUGUGUCAUAUCACCUAAUAAAUAUGAACAACAGCUGGAAAUUCCAUUGUCUGCAUCAGGGCAAAGGCUUAAAUCUCUUGAAAAGCAGCUUAAUAUUGAACAAAAGGUGAAGAUAGGGGCAGAAAAUAUGAUUGCUAUGUACAGUUCUGGAUCAUCGAAGGAUAAAAAACUUUUAGCUGAAGCACAACAAAUGUUAGCAGAUUCCAAAGCAAAGAUUGAAUACAUUCGCAUGAUGAUUAAUAAAGUAAAGCAUGAUAGUCAUGUAGAUGGCAACGCCUUUGGUAAUGAAGGUGCAGCUAAACUUCCUGAGAUAAUGUCUCCUCUUGAAUUGCGAAUUGAAGAGUUGCGUCAUAGACUGAAAGUAGAAUGUGCUGUUCUUGAAGGUGCUAAAAAUGUCAUAAGGUUACUACAAAGCUCAAAACUUACUGACAGAAAAGCUUUACACGAGGCUCAAAAUACUUUGUUGGAAUCGAGUCAGAAGCUUGAUCUUAUUCGCCGAUCAAUGGAAAUUAGAAAAUUGGAACUACCUCCUGAUUCUCCUAAAUUAGAUGUUCUGAAAUGCGAAUUGGAAUGUAGUCAAGCAACAAGUCCUGUCCUUUAUCCGUCCACAAUUCAUCCACGUGGUACAAAAGAUGCAUCUAUUCAGCCUUACAGUACAUCUCUUUCUAAGCCUGCUACUGUCACUGGUAAACUGGAAGUCAGAUUAAUGGGGUGUCAAGAUUUACUUGACGAUGUUCCUGGUCGAUUACCGAGAAGAGAUCAAGGCCCUCAUAUGUCAAGCCCUGCAGAUUUGCGUAGUUUUGUGCGUGCUACUGGUAAAGGUUUGACUGGGCGUGGCUCUUCAAAAUCGUACAGUAUUAAAGAAGAAACUUCAAAUGAAAUAAUGGCAGUUUUAAAGUUAGAUAACACUACAGUUGCUCAAACCACUUGGAAACCAUGUAGCCAACAAGCUUGGGAUCAAAGAUUUAGCAUAGAUCUUGAUAGGUCUAGAGAAUUAGAAAUUCAAGUAUAUUGGCGAGAUUGGAGAUCAAUGUGUGCAGUUAAAUUUCUUCGUCUUGAGGAGUUCAUUGAUGACAACAGACAUGGCAUAGCUCUCCAUUUAGAACCUCAAGGUCUUUUAUUUGCUGAAGUGAAAUUUUUGAAUCCUAUGAUAUCAAGAAAACCUAGGCUUCAGCGUCAAAGAAAAUUAUUUAGGCACAAAGGCAAAAACUUCUUACGUCCUGGACAAAUGAAUAUAAAUGUAGCAACAUGGGGUCGUUUAAUGAAAAGAGCAAUGCCACAAAAUUGUUCAGAACAGCCAGCAACAAUAAGUCCUCCUUGCCUAAUGGCAAACACCUCUAAUAAGUCUCGGCCUUUAGAAAACAUUGUCAUGAAGUUAGAUUUCGAAAAUACACUCAAAGAGGAUGAUCAAAUUGACAACCAAACAGAUCGUAGGCAUUCAACUGAUCAAGGAUCUGCUCUUUUGGAAUUAGACAUAAAGUCUGCUCUUGGAGAAUUCGAUUUUCUGAGAUAUGAUAAUGAUCUUCUUGAAUCAGAUCGAUUCCCUCACAUCAAAGAGUGCAUUUCUGAAACUGAUUUGAUUAUUAAUAACCGAAUUCGUCAUUCACCUACUCCUGAGCCUUUAGUGGAAAUGCCUGAAGAUGAACAAGCACUUGUAAAUGCUAAACUUCCUCCACCUUCACUGGAAGUUGAAUGUGUGAAAACUGGACUUUCUCUUGAAAACUUCCAAUUCAUUAGUUUGCUGGGUAGAGGACAUUUUGGAAAGGUCAUUUUGAGUAAGUUUAAAAACACAGGGGAGUAUUUUGCAAUUAAAGCUUUAAAGAAAGGUGAUAUAAUUGCACGAGAUGAAAUUGAAAGUUUAAUGGCAGAAAGAAGAAUAUUUAAAAUUGCUAACUCCAUACGUCAUCCCUUUUUAGUUAACCUAUUUGCCUGCUUCCAAACACAGACUCAUGUUUGCUUUGUAAUGGAGUAUGCUUGUGGUGGAGAUCUAAUGAUGCAUAUUCAUACUGAUAUAUUUCCUGAACCAAGAGCUGUAUUUUAUGCUUCAUGUGUUGUCCUGGGCUUGCAAUAUUUACAUGAAAAUAAAAUAAUUUAUAGAGAUCUGAAAUUAGAUAACCUUUUGCUGGAUUCAGAAGGUUAUGUUAAAAUAGCUGAUUUUGGUCUGUGCAAGGAAGGAAUGGGUUAUGGAGAUCGAACUGGUACAUUUUGUGGAACGCCUGAAUUCUUAGCUCCUGAAGUGUUAACUGAAACUUCUUAUACCAGAGCUGUAGAUUGGUGGGGUCUAGGUGUUUUAAUCUAUGAAAUGUUGGUUGGAGAGUCCCCUUUCCCAGGUGAUGAUGAGGAAGAAGUGUUUGACAGCAUAGUUAAUGAUGAAGUUCGUUAUCCCACUUUUCUUUCCCUUGAAUCAAUUGCAAUAAUGCGCAGGUUGUUGAGGAAAAAUCCUGAGCGACGUCUUGGUGCUAGUGAACGGGAUGCUGAAGAUGUGAAAAAGCAGGCUUUUUUCCGGAAUAUUCAUUGGGACGACCUUUUAAUGAGAAAAGUGAAACCUCCUUUUGUUCCUAUAGUGAAAGGAGCAGAGGAUGUUAGCAAUUUUGAUGAAGAAUUUACAUCUGAACGUCCUGUCUUGACUCCACCGAAAGAUCCUCGUCCUCUUACUAAAGAUGAUCAAGCUCUCUUUAAUGAGUUUGCUUACAUGGCUGAUUGGUGUUGAUCAUAUUUUUGUACAGCCGUAUCAUGUAUAUAAUCGCAUUGCCUUUAAUGCAAAUCACCUCCGUCCUCUCAUGUUGAGGUUCAUACAAAAAAGUUCCCCAGUGCCUUGGGGAAAUUUCUAUACUUGCAGCUAAUAAAGCUGCUUACGUAUUUGGUCUCACUAAAUAGUCAAAGGCAGCAGAUUUUGUAUCAAAUGAUUAACUCAGUGUUCUAUAUUUGUUGCCUCAUGUGGAAUUGAGUAAAAGAAUGUGAUACAACACCUUCUCAAUCUAAAAUUACAACAGAGACUGUGCCAAAAGCCGUAGGAGCUAUGCCUUCUAGCUUUGCUAUUUGUGUAAGUCUGUAUGUGUCUGAUCAUGUAUUGCAUUUUGUCUGAACCUUACUUUUCUUAGGGAGAUGAACCAUAAGUGUCUUCAUAUUGCAGUUCUCUAUUUUCAGUAUCUGUAUUGUGAUCAAAAACUGCUCAAUUAUGAAGCUGCACAUUAGGAAAAAAAAUCUCGAAAGUGAAUUGUUAUUGUUAAGCUUUGUAAAUUUUUAGAUUGAAUUAUGUUGUGAAAAGCCGAUUUGUGUGAAUCUCCGUCCUCUAAUACUGAAAAGUCAUUUAUUGUGAGUUUAAAUUUCAAAUUGGAGUUACUGUGUAGUAAACUUUAAAGGCUGUUUUCAUUCAAUUUAACAGUUUUUAAUUUUUCAUUUUUAAUAGGUAGUAGCAAAAUAUUUUAACUGUAUUUAAGUUUGGAAACAGUUUUAAAAUUCUAUUUUAGUCUGGAAAAUUGUAAUGUGAUUGAAUGCGUUAUUGAUUACUUGUUAUAUUGAGAAAAAAAACUAAACCUUGUGAUUGUUAAUGAAUUCUACAUUUUAAAAUUGCUUAUUUACUAUUGACUGUUUUAGAACAUUCGCUAGUUUGCAUUUUUUUGUUUUUUUACGAAAAUUAUCUUUAUUAACUGAUCACAGUAAAGGAAAAAAAGCUGUUUAAAUGCGUACAAUAAGAUAAAAUUUUUAACGCUGACUAAACUUCUCAUUGAAAAAUAAUUCAAAUUUAGUAGGUUUUCGUAAAAUUAUUAAGGUAUGUAUUUUUUUACCAUUACUUUUAAGACUCUUGUAACAAGUACUUAUUUGAUUUUACAUAUUGAAAACAUGUACUUAAAUAUAGGUGGUUGCUUAACUAAUAUAGAAUUUCACAAUUUAUAAUUUUUUAUGCACGUUGUCUCUCUGUAGGAAGUUUUAAUGUAGUUUUGUAAUAAAAUCAGCUAUUUAUUGUUUCUGUAGUUUGUGCAGUUAAGAAACUAACAUCAAAUUAUACAUUUUUUUUUAAUAUUUAUUUUUGUAUGCAUUUUCGGUUUUCGCUUUCCAUCAUUUCAUCUUCUGUCCAUUAAUAAAAUGAACUUAGUUACUAAAGUUUUUAUUUGAGACUCAGAUUAAUAAAAUUUUAAUCUGAAAUCUUAACUAUAUUUCAUCAGUCCCCACUAUUCUGAUAAUGUUAAUCAUAUCACUAUAAUUUGAAGUGAAAGUGCAUAAUUUUGUAUCUCAUAUUUAUUCUAGAUAAAGGAAAUGAAAUUACUAACCUUGUUUUGAAAAUAUGUGCAUAAACCUACUUUUUAAUUAAAAAAAAUAUGCAUACCAAUUUGUUUUUUUUAACACUUAGCUUUUUUGUCAAAGUUGCCUAUGGUUUAGUGAAUAUUUUCUUCCUGUCCAAAAUUAGAUUUUAUGUGUUUAAAUAUCCUUCAGAGUAAUUUAUAUUUUUUAUAGUUCUCUCUUUUUGACGUCCAUUACCCUCCUUCCAUGUAAAAAAAAAAUGUUAAACCUGUAUAUUGCUUCAAAUAUUAUUGCUCUACCAAGUAUUUUUUUAUUUUUAAGUUUAUAACGAGAAACGUUUUUUAUUUAUUUUAGAGUUGUGGGACUUAAUUUUUUUUUCUUAAUGAAUUCAAAUAUUAGCUUUUUUUGUCAUUAUAAAUGUGUCAUGCUUUGUAGGAAAACAGUUUACAGUGGUGGCAAUAUUUUUUAAAAGAAAUUGCAGAAAUCAAAAAAAACAUUUGACUUUAUCAUAAAAAUCUACUGAUUGCAGUAAAUGUAAUAUCUAUAUACCUGGGCUCCCAUGGAUCUAGAAGAACAGGAAAUACCUGGAAUUGUCAGGGAAUUUUAUUUUACCUCUUAAAAGUGGAAAAUAGUAAAAAAAAAGUGUUUUAUUUUAAUUUUAAAAAAAACUGGAAAACUCCUUAAUUAUACUAGGAAAAUAACUGUCUCACAAUUAAGUCAGUUGUUGAGAUUAGCAUUAAAUAAUUCUAACAUCUUCUAAAAAUUUCACAUUUUAGUGAAACUUCCAUGAUUCUAUCCUCAUUAAAUUAUAUUUCUUUGCCCACAAAAUCUAAUAUUUGACGUAACAAAAUCAACAAAAAUCAAAAUUGACAAAAAAACAAAAACAAAAGAUAACAAAGUUGUUUGAUGAAAAAUUGCAUGGUAUAGAUAAAGUAUAGUUAGGAUUUUCAUUGAAAUUUUCCUGAUAUACCUGGAUAUGUCAAGGAAUUUUUUUCCUAAAAUUAAGAGGGAACUUCUGUUUUAUAUAUNUAUAUAUAUAUAGAAUCAUGCCUACUUAUAUUCAUGUUUACUUUUUUAAAAAUUAAUAAGAAUUCAAUAUUACAAGAAUUUAGAUUAAUUCUGUCAGCAUCUAGCUUAAACAUAAUGUUAUAUAUUUGCAAUAUUCAAAAGUAAUAUGUAUUAAAUAUUGUUAACAAAAACUUGUUAAAAAAUAUAUUGAAGGAACUCAAGCAACUUAAUUGUUUCUCCUAAUAGUAAUUUAUAGAAUAUAUUGCAAUAAUCAAAGUUUUAAAAGUCACAGUUAUAGUGAACAAAUAUUUUUAUGAAAGGUAAUAUAACUGUACAUGCUGUAAAUAUAAUGGUUCUUGCAUUUUGUAAGUGAAUUAAGACAGUUGGAGACUUACAUUUCUUGAAAAACUGCCAUUUAAAUGAUUUUUUGCAAAAUUAAUGUCUUUUUUUUUUAGUGCCUAAAGAACAAAAUUACAAUAUACUUUUUUUUUUUUUUUUUCAUGAUGAAAAACUAACUUCCAAUUCCUUCACCUGAUCUAUAUCAUCAUGUAGUUGCUACUCAUGACAAAAGUUUGAUUAUUUAGCAACAAAAAAAAAACUUGUCAAUUGUUCGUUAAAUUAUAUUUAAUAUACUAUGCAGUUUUAUUACUAUUAAAUGUGAAGAGGAAUAACAUGUAAAUACACUUUUUAUCGUUCAAAUGUUUUAUGAAAUGUUCUGGGUCUAUACACUUUCUUAAAUCUACAUGAAUAAAAUGGAUAAUAAAUACGAGUGGAGAUUCCUAAAAGUUAUAACGAUAAUUUUUUAUGGUGCAGAAAUGCUUCAAUUGUAAAUAAUCUAUUUUAAUUAUACACUGUUUAUCUGUACAUUUAUAAAUGAAUUUAAUAAAGACAUAUUUAUAUAUUUUUAAUAACCUAAACACAUAUUUAUCAUUAUAUUGGAAUUCUAAAAAUCGAUACCCAAUUGUUGCUUAUGAAAUUAUUUUAUAUAAAAUUUUAUUCAUAUGAAUUUUUUAAGCAUUUAAAAUUUAUUUAUACAAAACAUUAGUUUUGAAAGGUGUUACAAAAACAAAAUUUUCAUUUUAUGUUGUAUAGUUUUCUAUCUUUGCAGCUAAUUGUUUCAUUUUUAUUUCUUUGUUUUGCAUGGUUACAUAAUAUUUUUUUUAUUUCUCCUAAUUGUGUGUUAUUUGUAAAGUGUUUUAUAGCAUUACUAUAUUGAUCUUUUGUGGUGCAUAUCAAACUUGUAUAAAAUACAAUAUAGAUUUACAAAAAAUAUUCAAAAUACUGCUGUGCUACAAUGGAGAACUUUAACAUAAUUAUUUAGCUUCAAACUGAUAUUGUGUACAGACUUAAUUACUUUUGGAUCUUGAAUAUUGUAGUGUUAUAUUGAUCCUAGUAUUAUUUAAUAAACUGACUUGAAUUUUAAAAAGUAAUUUUUGUUUAAUUAUUGGUAAAUGUUUUUAUUGAAUUAUUACAAGCACUUUUUGCAUGCCUUUUUUGCAUUUUUAAUGUGUGCAUGUUGCUCUAGACUUUUCUAAUCAAGCAAUUUAAGAAAAGAAAUUUUUACACUCGAUAACAAAUUAUUUGUUGGAAUUGUAGCAAGGGUGAUUGUAUCUCGGAAUUCUGCGUUUCACGUGAUUUCAGUAUCAAACAUCAAUUUUUGUAUUUACCUGCUUAAAAAGUUACGCAUUACGAUUCGUAGUCACUCAAUUUAAAAAUCGUACAUCGCGAUUCAUAUUCAAGCAAUUUAAAAAUCCAAUAUGGCGAUUUGUAUUCACAUGAGUUUAAAAUCCAAUGUCGUGAUUUAAAAACUACUCAUUGCGAUUCGUAUUCUCGCGAUAUAAAAAUCAUGCAUCAUGAUUCGUAUUUACGCGAUUUUUAAAAUUCAAUAUCAGAAGUUGUAUUUUCGUGUUUUUAAGUCUGAUAUCUCGAUUCAUAUUCACGUGAUUUUAAAAUCCAAUAUCGCGAUUCUUGUAAGAAGUAAUUUUUUUCUUUAAUUGGUUAUUAUAAAAAUCUGAUAUUCUUCAUUAGUAGGUAAUUUAACUAUAAAUGAUCUAAAAAUUAUGUUAAAUAUAUAUAUUGUUAUCUUAAUAUCGAUUUUUUUAACAUAAAAUUUUCAGGGUUUUUCACUUUGUGUCACAAUCACCUCUGUAUAUAUUUUUUUUUUCUUAAGAAGUUUUAUAAUUUUAAUGUACAAAAAUAUCCUAAGAAAACACUGGAAAAAUAUUUUGUAUUAAAUAUUGCUGUUAAAAGCGUAUUAACCUAUUUGUUUUUAGAAAUAUCUUCUAGUUAAAUUAAAUUACAUUUGUUUGGAUCUCUCUGUGCAUGCAUGAAAUUACUCAUCACACCAUGAGCAUACCUUAUAACAGCUUUUGAAACAAGUGGAUGGUAACAGCUUGUGGAAGUGGAUGAUUAUUCAGAAAUAAGCAUGUUUAUUUAAGAUAUUUUACUAUUUAAAUUAUCAAUAAAGAUUUCCCUUACUACUGUUUA